This is a messenger RNA of Hymenoscyphus albidus, 1403 nucleotides long. Lineage: Eukaryota; Fungi; Ascomycota; Leotiomycetes; Helotiales; Helotiaceae. The record is from the annotation of a GenBank genome assembly.
AUGGCAACAUUAGACCCAAUUCCAGUCUGGCUUGAUUGCGAUCCAGGUAUGUCCUCUCUGGAGCUCAUAAAUGCUCUACAACUAACUUAUUUGUACAGGUCACGAUGUAAGCCUAUCAUUGAGAUAUUGAUGCUUCCCAUUGCUAGUCACAUCUCAAUAUUCCUUUGUUCCUCAACUCAACACAUUUUUCUUUGCCUUUCAAGAGCAGAUUAUGCAUUCUUGCCUAUAUAUUCGGUUCGACUUUGUUAUCAGGUCACUAACACCAUCUCUAGGAUGCAUUCGCAAUUCUCCUUUGCGCUCAUCACCCCUCGAUAAACUUUCUGGGCAUCACAACCGUACACGGAAACUCCUCUCUAUCCCACACCACCAAAAAUGCUCUCUCGCUCGUCACCGCUAUCGGCCGUCCAGAUAUCCCCAUCUACGCCGGCGCAGCAAAAUCACUCACCCGCCCGGCCGUCCAUGCUCCCGACAUCCACGGAAAGUCAGGACUUGACGGCACCUCACUGCUUCCCGUCCCAACUAUCACGCCUAUCGAAGAUGAUGCAAUUAAAGCCAUGGCUAAAGCACUCCUUGCCACUCCCCCUCAAUCAGCCUGGUUAAUCGCUACUGGGGCGUGUACGAACGUCGCGCAAUUAUUCUCAGCUCAUCCUGAUGUAGCACCUCAUCUCAAGGGCUUAAGUAUCAUGGGCGGCGCAAUCGGCGAUGGUUUCACCUCCGCACCCAUGGGUCGAGUCACAGGUGCCGCCAAAGACAGAAUUGGAAAUUGGUCUGAGUGGGCUGAAUUCAACAUCCUCAUCGAUCCUGAAGCUGCUGAUCAAAUAUUCACCAAUCCAGCCAUCAACAAGAAAACCAUCCUCAUCCCAUUAGACGUCACACAUCUCGUCCUCGCGACCAAAGAUGUCCUCGAGCUGCUAUCCUGGGGCAAAGAAGGCAAGAGCGAACAAACCGAUGAAAAAGUCAAAGCCAAGACAACGUUACGAACCAUGCUCGUCGAGCUCCUUACCUUCUUCGCAAAUCGGUACGCUGAGCAUUUCAGACUCACGGCCGGCCCACCACUUCAUGAUCCCCUGGCUGUAGCAGCUAUCUUCGACGGGAUCCCCGGUCUCGAAAUCCCUUUUCAUGAUUUCGUUGAUAGGGGAACGGGGUUGGAAGAGGGAUUGGGCAGUGGAGUUGGGGGAAAGAAGAGGAGACGAGAGAGGUACUCUGUACAUGUUGUUACGGAGGGGAGUCAUGAGGAUGCGCAGAAUGGGGCGGAGACUGGACGGACGAUCGUUAAGUUACUGGAUGAGGGUGAAGAAGGUGUGAAGAUUCCUAGGGGUUUGGACGUUGGGAAGUUUUGGGCGGUGCUGGAGGAUUGUUUGGAGAGGGCUGAUGAGGUUGUUGGGGAGAAGGGCAGGGAUUGA